ACAGAUUAAUGUCGUUAGCAGCCUGUUGCGACGUUGCAUGUUCUAUAGAUCUAAACAAUGUGUUCCUCCGGAAGAAAAGAUACUCCUAAGAAAAAUAGCUGAAUGUUAGCUGUUUGAGGGGGUUAGUUAUUAAAACAGAUUUUUUGGGGUCUCAUUUUGUGAUAUUUUAGGUCAAAAUGUGCAACGGUUGUGUGCAUAAAGAGUACCCGGACCGGGGUAACAUCUGUCUGGAGAACGGCUCGUACCUGAUGAACUACCUGGGCUGUGCGAACUGCCACCAGAGAGACUUCGUGCUGAUCAGCAACAAGGCCACCGAGGACGACGAUGAUGAGGAGGAAAUAGUCACAUAUGACCAUGUUUGCAAAAACUGUGACCACGUCGUCGCCAGACACGAGUACACUUUCUCUGUCGUAGACGAGUACCAGGAGUACACUAUGCUCUGCAUGCUGUGUGGGAAGGCAGAGGACUCCAUCAGCGUGUUACCGGACGACCCGAGACAGUCUGCACCUCUCUUCUGAAACCUCCAGACACAAGUUGUUUUAUUUCUUAAUUAAUCAGCAACAUGCACGUGACACUGGCUGCCUGUUAAAGGCUCCACUCGCCCCUUCAAAGCGUUAGGCCUCCAUGUGAGGCGUUGUUGAUUGCUUUUAAAUAGCAUUGAAAUGCUUGUUUAUCUUAACAGCUGAGCAGGACAGUACAUUUUUUUCUUUAUUUUUUUAAAACUUUUUAAUGGGGAAAAAAUCUCUGCAUUUUAAUUGACUGUAAACAGAGAUUUUUGUACUGUUGCUUCUUUUGCAUCAGAUUUGAUGCAAAGUCAAAAGAUGUGCUGCUGCUUACUCUUUUAUCACGGGCCCGGAUUAAAUCCAGAUUAAAUCACCUAA
Molecule: messenger RNA, 881 nt
Organism: Fundulus heteroclitus (mummichog)
Lineage: Eukaryota; Metazoa; Chordata; Actinopteri; Cyprinodontiformes; Fundulidae
Gene: churc1
Product: churchill domain containing 1
Exons: 4
Coding region: 177-518 (113 amino acids)
Biological process (GO): positive regulation of DNA-templated transcription; fibroblast growth factor receptor signaling pathway; multicellular organism development
Molecular function (GO): zinc ion binding
Source: RefSeq, a predicted model, not a curated record